UCUGAUUCUGAUUCUGAUUCUGAUGCUGAGAUGGGGACCAGCAUGCGUGCACCACGGCCCCGACAACCGACUGAAGGGACGCUCGGUUCACAAGGGAUUGCUUUUGACUUCAACACGUUACUUUCUGGAGCAGAGUUCAGUUUGGAGAGACCCGACGGAUCGACAAUUCCCAGAGACAGCCCCGAGUAUAAGAAAAUAAUGGCUCAGUUGAAAAGCAAAGGAGUCGACCUGACCAGGUCAAUGACCAGCAUGGACACAAGCAAGAACGUCCCGGGAGCCGACAUAUUUGAAAGACAUGUCGGAAAGACUGGAUCACGGGGAAUAGGGGGAAUGUCAGGAAUGGGAGGCGAGAUGUCCGGAAUAGGGAGCGGAAUGUCUGGAAUUUCCGGAAUGUAUAGCGGAAUGGGAGGUGGGAUGUCCGGAAUGGGAGGUGGGAUGUCCGGAAUGGGAGGCAUGAUGUCCGGAAUGGGUGGCGGAAAGUCUAGGAUUUCGAGCGGGAAGUCUGGAAUUUCCGGAAUGUUUAGCGAAAUGGGAGGUGGGAUGUCCGGAAUGGGAGUUGGGAUGUCCGGAAUGGGAGUUGGGAUGUCCGGAAUGGGAGGCAUGAUGUCCGGAAUGGGUGGUGGAAAGUCUAGGAUUUCGAGCGGGAAGUCUGGAAUUUCCGGAAUGUUUAGCGGAAUGGGAGUUGGGAUGUCCGGAAUGGGAGGUGGGAUGUCCGGAAUGGGUGGCGGAAAGUCUAGCAUUUCGAGCGGGAAGUCUGGAAUUUCCGGAAUGUAUAGCGGAAUGGGAGGUGGGAUGUCCGGAAUGGGAAGCGGGAUGUCCAAAAUGGGUGGCGGAAAGUCUAGGAUUUCGAGCGGGAAGUCUGGAAUUUCCAGAAUGUAUAGCGGAAUGGGAGGCGGGAUGUCCGGAAUGGGAGGUGGGAUGUCUGGAACGGGAGGUGGGAUGUCCAAAAUGGGAGGUGGGAUGUCCGGAAUGGGAGGUGGGAUGUCUGGAAUGUUUAGCAGUUUUUUAAGCGGAAUUGAAGAGUCCGGAAAGGGAGGUGCAAAGACCAGCAGUGAUAAAAAUGACCUCGUCAGGAGUUUGGUCUUCUUCGGCUAGCUGCCAAGGUUUAAUUGAUGGUCUUUUCUGGCGUUGAACAUACAGAUCAAUUAAAAUGCAUCUUUCAUGAAAUAAAAGAAAGUAUAUGAUAA
This is a messenger RNA of Haliotis rufescens (red abalone), 1187 nucleotides long. RefSeq names its product loricrin-like. The coding region runs from base 31 to 1095 and encodes 354 amino acids. Lineage: Eukaryota; Metazoa; Mollusca; Gastropoda; Lepetellida; Haliotidae. The record is from RefSeq and is a predicted model, not a curated record. The transcript is spliced from 4 exons.